Carica papaya (papaya) is the source of this 3457-nucleotide messenger RNA. It is a transcript of the gene PHOX1, whose product is annotated as Octicosapeptide/Phox/Bem1p (PB1) domain-containing protein / tetratricopeptide repeat (TPR)-containing protein. Lineage: Eukaryota; Viridiplantae; Streptophyta; Magnoliopsida; Brassicales; Caricaceae. The record is from RefSeq and is a predicted model, not a curated record. Gene Ontology annotation, molecular function: protein binding.
GACUGACUUGCAAAUUUUCCCGGGACGAUCAGGAGCAAUACCAGUUUUCAAUGGAGAUUUCUCAGUUACUACCAGGCAAGACCACACCCGCCAUGUUUUUACCUGAACUAUGAGCGUGGACGCCACGUGGUUCAAUAGAACGUGGGAGUCAAAACUUUCCCGUGGGAACGUUGACCUUCAAGGAGGGAGAGAAAACCCAAACCCUAGGUGACGAUGCAGAAAUGUUUGUCUUCCCUCUUAUUGCAUCAAUAUUUCCUCUGCAACCAAGCGCCAUUCUCGAUAACAAUAAGCACAGGACUCGAUCCUCCAUUUCUCGUGUUAUCAUCCUUAUCUCUUACGUUCAAUUUCAGCCCUCAUAGAAUUUAGCCUUUGGAAUUUCUCUCUUGUCCUGCUUUGUCCAAUUACAAAACAGAGCAACCAGAGAGAGAUUUUCCUUUUCGUUUCCUUUUUCUUUUCUUGUGUAUGAUUUUAGUUGAAAGUUUUUGUAAUUUGGUUCUGGUUCGAGUGUUCUUUUGUGUUUGUUUAUACUUUUUUUGCAUCCGUAUUUGCCUUCUUCAUUCGUUUGAUUCCCGGAACCUGUUUGUUUUUUUUUCAAUCUUUUCAUAAUCUAUCAAUUCGCAUAGCGUCUUUUUCAUCAUAAUCAUAUUUCAUAGCAUAAGUUUGGAUUUAGGAUUCUUCUAUCUUUUUUUGGUUCUUUGUGUUCCUUCUGAACUGAAUUAUCAAUGGGAAAGCCUACGGGGAAGAAGAACCAAGACUCGCCGAAAGCCGCUGACACCAUCGGUAAGCCGAGCAAAAUUUCCGAUCGAACAUCGAAGGCGUUUGACGAAGACACCGCUAUCUUCAUCAACAUGUCACAGGAGCUCAAAGAAGAAGGUAACAAACUCUUUCAAAAGCGCGAUCAUGAAGGCGCCAUGUUAAAAUACGAGAAGGCCCUUAAACUUCUGCCUAGGAACCACAUCGAUGUAGCUUACUUGCACACUAACAUGGCCGCAUGUUACAUGCAAAUGGGUCUGGGCGAGUACCCACGAGCAAUUAAUGAAUGUAACUUAGCGUUAGAGGUCUCCCCUAGGUAUAGCAAGGCUUUGUUGAAGAGGGCUAGGUGUUAUGAGUCUUUGAAUAGAUUGGAUUUGGCUUUCAGGGAUGCUCAUAUUGUGUUAAACAUGGAACCCAAUAAUUUAACAGCCUCUGAUAUUUUCGAGAGGGUGAAAAAGGCCUUGGUGGAGAAGGGGGUUGAUGUCAAUGAAAUGGAAAGUAGUUUAGUUGACGUGCAACCUAUUGGUGCUUCACGUUUGCGUAAGGUGGUGAAAGAGAAACUGCGGAAGAAGAAGAGGAGUGAUAAGGGUGAGGGGAAGAAGGUAGACAAAGGUGAGGUAAAGAGGGCUGAUAGAAGUGGUGAAGUGAAGAAGGUGGAUAAAUCCGAGGAGAAGAAAUCAGAGGAUAAGGUUGUUGUGGAGGAGAAGAAGGUGAGCCUGGUUAAGGAUAAAGAGGUUGUUGAGCAGAAGAAAAAAGUUGUGACUGUGGCUGUUAAUAAGGAAGAGAAGGUGAUUACUAGGACAGUUAAGUUGGUGUUUUUAGAGGAUAUUAGAUGGGCACAGUUGCCACUGAAUUGUAGUAUUAGAUUGGUGCGAGAUAUAGUUCAGGAUAGGCUCCCUAGCUUGAAGGGUGCUCUUGUGAAAUACAAGGACCCAGAGGGUGAUCUGAUUACCAUAACUACCACGGAUGAGCUUAGAUUGGCUGAAGCCUCAGGUGAUUCCCAGGGUUCACUUAGAUUGUAUAUUUUCGAAGUUAGCCCUGAUCAAGAACCGGAUUACGGAGGGGUGAAUGAUGAGGAACUGCAUAUGGUUGACAAGAGACCAAGUAAAGAGGUUGAGAAUGGGAACUCAAGGGAAACUGCAGAAUCUGAAACUGAUUUGAUUUGCAUAGAGGACUGGAUUAUACAGUUUGCACGAUUGUUCAAGAACCAUGUUGGAUUUGAUUCCGAUUCUUAUUUGGAUCUUCAUGAUGCCGGAAUGAAGUUAUAUUCAGAAGCAAUGGAGGAUACUGUUACAAGUGAAGAUAGCCAGGAACUUUUUGAAAUUGCUGCCGAUAAGUUCCAGGAGAUGGCAGCUCUUGCAAUGUUCAACUGGGGAAAUGUUCAUAUGUCAAGAGCAAGGAAGAGGGUGUUCUAUCCAGAAGAUAGUUCAAAGGAAUCCAUUCUUGUGCAGCUUAAGACUGCAUAUGAAUGGGCACAGAAAGAGUAUGUAAAGGCAGGAAUGAGGUAUGAAGAAGCUCUAAAGAUCAAGCCUGACUUCUAUGAAGCCCUUCUCGCGCUGGGACAACAGCAGUUUGAGCAGGCAAAGCUUUCCUGGUACUAUGCAAUCGGAAACAAGAUUGAUUUAGAAAGUGGCCCUUCCCAAGAGGUCCUACAGCUGUAUAACAAGGCUGAGGACAGCAUGGAGAGGGGGAUGCAGAUGUGGGAAGAGAUGGAGGAGCAACGACUAAAUGGACUCUCAAAGUUUGAUAGAUAUAAAGACCAGUUGCAGAAAAUAGGUUUAGAUGGACUGUUCAAUGAUGCAUCUUCUGAAGAAGCUGCAGACCGGGCUGCAAAUAUGAGUUCACAAAUAUACCUCUUAUGGGGUACCUUGCUAUAUGAGCGGUCUCUUGUGGAAUACAAGCUUGGACUACCAACUUGGGAAGAAUGUUUAGAGGUUUCAGUUGAGAAGUUUGAACUUGCUGGAGCUUCUCCAACAGAUAUUGCUGUUAUGAUAAAGAAUCAUUGCUCCAAUGAAACGGCACUAGAAGGUUUAGGGUUCAAAAUUGAUGAGAUAGUACAGGCAUGGAAUGAAAUGUAUGAUGCUAAGAGAUGGCAGAUCGGCGUUCCGUCUUUUCGGCUGGAACCUCUGUUCCGUCGACGGGUUCCAAAACUUCAUUCUAUAUUAGAGCAAGUACAUCUCUCACACCAUGACUGAGCAUGUUUGGGGAUUUUCUUGAUUAUAUACUGUAUAGAGGCAUUGAGCAAAUCAUCAGUUCUCUUUUGAAAGUCUUGCGAGGUGGCUAAGGAAUAUAGGUUCUCUUCUUCACCCCAAUGUCGUGCCAUGUUCUGUCGUUCUGUCUCCUUUGCUUAGGUAGCAAAGAAUGGAAGUUUGUCUAGUUUUGGUUUCUGGUUUGAAAUUCUGUGAUUAGGCUAAGGAGCCAAUUACAUUGAUUCUUUCUUUUUUUUUUUUUUUUUUUUUCUUGGAUUUCAUUUUUGGGUGGGAUAUUUUUUAUUUUGAGUUUUCGAUAGUUGGAAAUUAGUAUAUUUAUUUGAUUGGUUAAAUGUAAGAAAUAAGUGGGGUGCAAUGAAACAACACCAUCUUGAUUGAUUUAUUUUUCAUAGGUUGUGGAUCUGCUGCUCUUUAGUUUAGGCAGCUUGGGGUGGAUACUCUUUCACUGUUUUUGCCUCUUAAGACUCUUAUAAAUCUUUCUUGGCUGUAACUUA